Limanda limanda (common dab) is the source of this 2985-nucleotide messenger RNA. Its product is annotated as broad substrate specificity ATP-binding cassette transporter ABCG2-like. NCBI's taxonomy places the organism in Eukaryota, Metazoa, Chordata, Actinopteri, Pleuronectiformes, Pleuronectidae. Gene Ontology annotation, cellular component: plasma membrane. The record is from RefSeq and is a predicted model, not a curated record. Gene Ontology annotation, molecular function: ATP hydrolysis activity; ABC-type transporter activity; ATP binding. The transcript has 18 exons. The coding region runs from base 120 to 2027 and encodes 635 amino acids.
CUCGCCCGUCAGCUGCUGGACCUUCAGGAGCUUCUGCACCAGCUUCGUCCGCAACUUUCUGAUCCUGAACUUUUCAGUGUCUCUGCAGUGAGUGGUCUUCGGGUGGACGGAGGUGGACCAUGUCCCACAUCCAGAUGGAGACCAGGUCCAACGGAGCCUCCAAACAGCACGGAGCCACCGUCAGCUUCCACCAGAUCCACUACAAGGUGUCGCAGGGAGGAUGCUUCUGCAGGAAGAAAGUCCCGGAUAAAGAGAUCCUCAUCGACCUGAAUGGGAUCAUGAAGCCCGGACUGAACGCCAUCAUGGGAGCGACAGGAAGCGGCAAGUCAUCCUUCCUGGACGUGCUGGCGGCGAGGAAGGACCCGUGCGGCCUGUCGGGGGAGGUCCUGAUCGACGGAGCUCCUCAGCCUCCGAACUUCAAGUGUCUGUCCGGCUACGUGGUGCAGGACGACGUGGUGAUGGGAACUCUGACCGUCAGAGAGAACUUCACCUUCUCCGCCGCGCUGAGGCUCCCCACCUCCGUCAGCGCCAGCGACAAAGAGCAGAAGGUCAACAGGGUCAUCCAGGAGCUGGGCCUGAGCCGCGUGGCCGACUCCAAGGUGGGCACUCAGCUGAUCCGUGGGAUCUCCGGUGGUGAGAGGAAGAGGACGAACAUCGGCAUGGAGCUGAUCAUCGACCCCCCCGUCCUCUUCCUGGACGAACCCACCACCGGACUGGACGCCAGCACCGCCAACUCUGUGCUGCUGCUGCUGAAGAGGAUGGGGAACCACGGGCGCACCAUCAUCUUGUCCAUCCACCAGCCUCGUUACUCCAUCUACCGUCUGUUCGACAGCCUCACGCUGCUGGUCACCGGGAAGCAGGUUUACCACGGCCCGGCGCAGAGCGCCCUGGAGUAUUUCUCAGAUAUCGGGUACACCUGUGAGCCGCACAACAACCCCGCCGACUUCUUCCUCGACGUCAUCAACGGAGACGCCACCGCCGCCGCCGCCAUCAGCAGCAGCGUGGAUAAAGAAGAUUCCGACUCGGUGUCCAAGUCCAGACAAAGUAUCGAGGACAAACUGGUGGAGGAGUACCGGAGCUGUAGCUACGCCCGGGAGACCCGAGCAGAACUGGAAAGCAUCGUCCAGGGGAAGCAGAGGACGCCAGCGUCUCGCUCCAGAACCAUCACGUACAACACCGGCUUCCUCACGCAGUUCCGAUGGGUUCUGAAGAGAACGUUCCGCAACCUGCUGCUCAACCCGCAGACGUCCGUGGCUCAGAUCGCUGUCACUUUGUUCCUCGCUCUGAUCGUAGGAGCCAUUUUCUUCGACGUCCAGGAGGAUCAGAGUGGAAUGCAGAACAGGAUCGGAGCUUUGUUCUUCAUCAUCAUCAACCAGUGCUUCAGUUCCCUGUCGGCCGCUGAGCUCUUCAUCUCCGAGAGGAAACUCUUCAUUCACGAGUACACCAGUGGUUACUACCGUCUGUCCGUCUACUUCCUGUCCAAGCUGCUGUCAGACAUCCUCACCCUGAGGACACUUCCUGCCAUCGUCUUCAGCUGCGUGGCCUACUUCCUCAUCGGUCUGAAGCCCACCCCCGAGGCCUUCUUCUUCUUCAUGUUCACCGUCAUGCUCGUGGCCUACACCGCCACCUCCAUGGCGCUGGCCAUCUCCGCCGACCAGACGGUGGUCGCCAUCGCCAACAUCUUCAUGACCAUCGCCUUCGUCUUCAUGAUGAUCUUUGCUGGUCUCCUGGUGAACCUUCCCUCCAUCUCCAGUUGGCUCGCCUGGUUAAAGUACCUCAGUAUUCCCAGAUAUGGUCUGAGUGCUCUGCAGGCGAACGAGUUCACUGGACUGUACUUCUGUCACGGACGCAACGAGUCUCUCAUCCCACCUGGACUCGCGUGCACGGGCGAGCAGUUCCUGGAGCAGCAGGGAGUGGAUUUCUCCACGUGGGGUUUGUGGCAGAACCAUCUGGCACUGGGCGUCAUGACCAUCUCCUUCCUCACCAUCACGUACCUGAAGCUCUUCUUCAUCAAGAAGUUCUCCUAGACCUUCAUCAUCAUCACGUACCUGAAGCUCCUCUUCAUCAAGAAGUUCUCCUAGACCUUCAUCAUCAUCACGUACCUGAAGCUCUUCUUCAUCAAGAAGUUCUCCUAGACCUUCAUCAUCAUCAGGUACCUGAAGCUCCUCUUCAUCAAGAAGUUCUCCUAGACCUUCCUCAUCAUCACGUACCUGAAGCUCCUCUUCAUCAAGAAGUUCUCCUAGACCUUCCUCAUCAUCACGUACCUGAAGCUCUUCUUCAUCAAGAAGUUCUCCUAGACCUUCCUCACCAUCACGUACCUGAAGCUCCUCUUCAUCAAGAAGUUCUCCUAGACCUUCCUCACCAUCACGUACCUGAAGCUCCUCUUCAUCAAGAAGUUCUCCUAGACCUUCAUCACCAUCACGUACCUGAAGCUCCUCUUCAUCAAGAAGUUCUCCUAGACCUUCAUCAUCAUCACGUACCUGAAGCUCUUCUUCAUCAAGAAGUUCUCCUAGACCUUCAUCAUCAUCACGUACCUGAAGCUCCUCCUCAUCAAGAAGUUCUCCUAGACCUUCAUCAUCAUCACGUACCUGAAGCUCCUCUUCAUCAAGGAGUUCUCCUAGACCUUCCUCACCAUCACGUACCUGAAGCUCCUCUUCAUCAAGAAGUUCUCCUAGACCUUCAUCAUCAUCACCGUCACCAUGGCGAUAUAAUCACAGCCUUAUUAUCACGUCUCGGUUUUGAUUCAGUCGAGAAAAUAACAAGAAUUUUCACAUGAACUGUUCAGUUGUUUGUAAAAUGAUUGUUUCUUGUAUAUAGAUUAAUAAUAAUAAUGAAAUGUAUUUAUACAACAGCACCGUUCAUUCUUUAUUGUUAUUCACUCCGUAUUAACAUGCAGCACUUUUUAUUGAUUGAUUGAUUUUAAGUCAUUAUUGGGACUAAGAUGAUUUCAUUAAUGAUUUUUUUAUAAUAAAAUAUUUGAAUCUG